Linum trigynum is the source of this 2775-nucleotide messenger RNA. The record is from the annotation of a GenBank genome assembly. NCBI's taxonomy places the organism in Eukaryota, Viridiplantae, Streptophyta, Magnoliopsida, Malpighiales, Linaceae.
UUACAAAUCUUUGCUCUGUUUUUUUAUAAUGUUUUCCAGAGACAGUGUUUCCCACGUGUUUCUUGCUAAGCCACCUACAAGGCUACAAGGCUGCAACGAGAAGUCAAGAACGCAAAAGAUUCAUCAUUGGACCUGGGAAGAAGACAGCCGAAGAAGUUUGGAACUAAAAAUAGAAUUUGAUUCCAAUCACGCCUCCUCUCUGGUACAAAGGCACAGAUCCGUUUCUUGACAGUGGGAAAUUUCUGCUUCCUCUUCACUUCCAAGCUUCUGGACGUUAUCAACCGCAGUCGUUUCUCAGUUCCUCUCGCCGGAAACGACGAGGGAGAGAGAAAGAUUGGAGCUUUCCCACUCAAAAACGAUGGAGCAAAUAUGGUGGGUUUUGGUCGCCACUGCAGCAGCAUUGCUAAUACCCUUGAUCAAAAUCGCCUUCUCCAAGUCCAAACCACUACGCUCCUCGAAGAAGAAAUUAGCCGAAUCGCCGGACCCAGAACCAGAAUCAGAAGCAUCGCAAUCGGUCGAGCUUUCUGCUCCCUCUAAUUCGCCGCCGGAGCUUCCCGUCGGGGAAUACGAGGUGUUUCUGAGCUUCCGAGGUCCCGACACUCGCCUCACUUUCACCGAUUUCCUCUACACCUACCUGGUUCAAGCCAAGAUCCGCACUUUUAGGGAUGACGACGAGCUCCGCAAGGGGGAGACAAUUGGGCCCGAGCUCAUCAAGGCAAUUGAAGAGUCAAAGAUUGGGAUCCCCAUUUUCUCCCCAAACUACGCCGCCAGCAAGUGGUGCCUCCAGGAGCUUGCGAAGAUGGUGGAGUGCAAGAGGAAGAAAGGGCAGGUCAUUUUGCCCGUGUUCUAUUAUGUUGAACCCACCGAUGUAAGGCAUCAGAGAGGGAGUUACAAGCAGGCGUUUGAGGAGCAUAGCAAGAAGUUUGAUAAGAAGACGGUGGAUGAAUGGAGGGCUGCUAUGGAAGAGGUUGGAGCAUUGAAAGGAUGGGUUGUCAAGGACUCAAUUUGGCAAGGAGCUACAAUUCAGAAUCUGUUUUCAGCUGUAUGGUCGGCAUUGAGGAGGGAGUACUUGUUAGUGACUGAUAGCUUGGUUGGGAUUGAGCAUCAUGUAGAGGAAAUGAUGAAAUUACUGGAUUUGGAUUCCAAAGAGGUGAAAAUUGUUGGGAUUUUUGGUAUAAGUGGGAUUGGCAAGACGACUAUAGCCAAGGCUGUUUACAACAAACUGUUCGAGCAGUUUGAUCAUUGUUGCUUUUUGGAAGACGUGCGAGGAACGUUACAAGAAUAUGGGGGCACUGUCAAGUUGCAGAACAAGCUCAUCUCUAGCGUUUUGAAGGUGGAAGCCGACAUUGAUAAUGUUAGUCAAGGGGUCAACUUGAUGAGAAACAGAGUCUUGAAGUACAAGCUUCUGAUAAUUCUUGAUGAUGUGGAUAAGAAAUUUGAAUUCGACAAGAUCUUAGGACAUGCGGAUGAGUUUUCCCCCGGUAGCAGGAUUAUUAUCACAACAAGAGACAGGACAGUCCUUAAUCGUCUUAAGGUGCAUCUGAGAUAUGAACCCCCUGCAAUGAAUCCAGAACAUGCUCUUCAACUUUUCAGCAAGCAUGCCUUUGGUGAGGAUUCUCCUCCAGAAGACUAUGCAAAACUAUCUUCUGACAUUGUAUCAACUGUAGCAGGGGUUCCUUCAGCCCUUAAGGAUGUAGGGUCACGUUUGUCCGGAGAAGAUAGAGCAGUGUGGGAAGAAACUUUGAUGAAAUUGAAAGAUAAAGCCAGCGAGAACGGCAACUUGAUAAGUUGAGGACCUGAGGUAACUUCUGUGGUACUAAGAAGGUUUUAUCUUGAAAUUUGAGUCUUUCAGAAGGUUAUCUUGAACUUGCCAAGAUUGACAACAUUGAAGUACUCCAGUCUCUGGAAGUUCUAGAAUAUUUGAGAUCAGUGUGCCUUCAGUUGAUUACAAGAUUGGCUUGUCUGUCCUAGUUAAUUAAGUUAGAAUUUCUACUCAUAAAAAAGAUGCAGUCUUUAGAUGAGAUUGAGGCCCUCAGGGGCUUGAAGGUGUUGGUGAAACUGGAGCUAUUGGGGAGCUAUAUCUGCUUCUGCUUAAUUCUUGGCUUAUGAACUAUUUGUCAUAUUGUUUAAACAAAUGUAUCACACUGCCUUGUAAACAGGUUUAUGUCAGACAUAAAUUAGUCAGAGCUUGUUCAUGCUCCAGAAAUAUUGUCUUCUCUAAAGUCUGCCUUUCUAUUUGCAUAAAAAGUUAUACGUUUUAGACAAUUGCUUCUGUUAUCAAUCAAUGAACCAAAUGGCAUGACCAAAAUAGGCAGAUGCAAGAGAGCUGAACUUGAAGAAAGGUAAAGGAUGGGUAUGGUUGCUGCAGACACAGAUGACAGGGGAGAAAUGAAGAUCAGCCUGUGGCUGCUCUCAUCCCAUCUGGAGAUAUCUGAGCAGUUAAAAAGCUUCUUUUUCUUUUAUACUUCAGAGCUAAUGGCUUUACAUGUUUACAAGGGAAACAUAUGAUGUCUGUGGAAGUAAGCAUCUCACUUGACAGAUAGCACUGUAACUAUGAUGCUAAGAGUGGCAUUCAUGACUCUGGUUACUGCUUUUUAGAAUGAGAACUAUGAGCUCUUUAUAUUUCUUCUGAGAAAUGCAACUUUUAUGAAUUCCACAGUCUGAAUCGAGCCAUUUUAGAAAUUCCCCAAUGUUUGAAUGGUUGUAUUGUAUUAAGUAUUAACCAGACAUGAUAAUUUGACCGGGAAGGAUCUGAAAUAGAAGGAUACACCCCGA